CACUACCGUCACCACAACAAUUACCGUGUUUGGUAACGAAACGAUAACGCGGGCUCGUUCGGUUAGCAAUAACAACAAUAUUAUAUAAUAUCGCAUGGUAUUUUAUAAUUUUCAUGUAUAAUUUUUUAAUAAUUUUUCUCGUCUCGGCGCGCCCACGACAAUCAUUUUCGUGUAUAACGUCACCGCAACUACAACAGGACGGUCUCGCAACGAGUCGUACCUGUCGUACCUGCUAACACCGUCGUCGCGAAAAACGCUUGUCACUAGCCGCCAAACGGUAUAAAUUUCGGUCUUUUUCAUUCCAUCGUCCACCGGCGGUCGCGGUCAAACGCGAGCUCGCGCGCGCCCGCACGAACGCACGCACGCACGUACGCACGCACGGCGGCGGCGGCGGCGUUCGGCUGCUCUACGGCGGCGGGCAACUACACCGGAGGCGACCUGCCCGCAAACCACACACAGUCCCAAUGGCGCGCGGCGGCAUUUGCCGGCGGCUCGGCGUCGUCGUUCUGGUGAUCGUCCCAUGUCUGCUGUUGCUGGUCCAAGAAACGCAACAGGCGGCUUGUAGAGGAUGCACCAAUCCAUUUAAAUGCGACUGUAAAGGAAUUGUCGGAGAACCUGGUGACAAAGGUAUUUUUGGACUACAAGGUUCAGAAGGACCUCCAGGAGAAACAGGUCAGGAUGGUCCACCAGGGUCAAAAGGAGAAAAAGGAUCGUUUGGUGAACGAGGAGAUACCGGUUUAAAAGGAUAUCGAGGUGAAAAUGGUUUACCUGGUUCACAAGGAAUUGACGGUGAUAAAGGAUAUCCAGGUGUAAUUGGACCACCAGGACUGAAAGGAUUAGAAGGAUGUAAUGGAACGGAUGGUAAUGACGGACUUUCAGGCGAAGAUGGAGUUCCCGGUGAAAGAGGUUUAACAGGACUCGAUGGUCUACAGGGAUUAAGAGGAGAUCCCGGUGAUGGAGGUGCAAAUAGCAAAGGCCUUAAGGGUGACAGAGGUGAAUCAAGUUCACCAGGUACACAAGGUGAACCAGGAUAUCCUGGAAUCGAUGGUAUACAAGGAGAAAUUGGUAUACCUGGAAAACAAGGACUUACUGGAGAUCCAGGAUAUGAUGGACCAAAGGGUGAUACUGGUGACUCUCAACCAGGUUCUAAAGGUGCUAUUGGAGACGAAGGAGAUCGGGGAGAACCAGGACCCCCAGGUACACCCGUUGAUAAUGAUCCUCGUUUGGAUCCUCCUAUUGAUGAUAAUGUAUACAAAGGACAACCGGGAGAACGUGGUCCUAAAGGAGAUAGUGGAACACCUGGGUAUAAAGGCGAAACAGGUGCUAAAGGUCUUAUGGGUCGUCCCGGAUACAAUGGAUUUAAAGGAAUAAAAGGUUCGCAAGGUAAUGUUGGUCAAAGAGGAAAAGAUGGCAAUGUUGGUCAAGUUGGUCCUAGUGGCAUGAAAGGCGAUAAAGGAGCUCCGGGAUACUCGGGAUUAGCAGGUGAAGAUGGAGAAAAAGGUGGAAUUGGUGAUCCUGGGCGUGUAGGAAUUCCAGGAGUACAAGGUAUUGAAGGGGAACCAGGCAUAUAUGAUCCAAAUUUGGAUGAAAUUAGAAAUGGUUCUGAAGGACCUCAAGGACCUAUUGGUCCUGAGGGUUUCAGAGGAGAAGAUGGAUUACCAGGAAGGAUUGGUCAACCAGGAAUUAUGGGACCACCUGGUGAACCAGGACCUCCAGGUAUUCCUGGGUCAAGAGGUCCAAAAGGAUUAUCUGUAAAAGGAGAACAAGGAAUUGAAGGGUUGGCUGGGCCUAGGGGAGAACAAGGACCUCUAGGAUUUCCAGGACCUAUUGGUCCAAUCGGCGAAAAAGGAUUUCAAGGCGUAACUGUGUUUGGACCUCCUGGUGAAGAUGGUCGCAUUGGUCGUGAUGGUUCUCAAGGGCCUAAAGGAGACCAGGGUGAUCAAGGAUUCAAAGGACCAAAAGGUUUCCCCGCAACACGUCCAGGAGAACGAAUUGUUGGACCACGCGGAGCUCCUGGUAUCCCAGGAUUUUCUGGUAUGCCCGGAGAUCCCGGACUUCCCGGAUUUCCUGGCAGAGAUGGUUUAAAAGGACUUCCGGGUGAUGAUUGCGGUUAUUGCAAUCCAGGCAUUAAUGGAGCGAAAGGUGAUUCUGGAGAUGAUGGACAAAAUGGUGCUCCAGGAGCUCCAGGACUUGCUGGUUUAACUGGAAUACGAGGACCAAAAGGAACGAUGGGCGCACCUGGAUUACCAGGUUAUAAAGGAUCUACUGGAAGACCUGGAUCAAGAGGAUUGGCUGGGAACCCUGGAAUGCCAGGAGAAAGAGGAUCAGUCAAUACAGGUGGAUAUUCUAAAAACUUCAACAUAGGUGAAAAGGGUCCAAAAGGAAUUGCAGGCAGAGAAGGCAAUAUGGGUUCAAAUGGCUUACCUGGAGCACCUGGAUUACCAGGCCGUACGGGUAAAAAGGGAAUGAAGGGUCAUUAUGGAGAUUCAGGAAUACCCGGUACCGAUGGCCGUCCUGGAGAACAUGGUAAAGUUGGAGUUAAAGGAGAUCCUGCUGAUGAAUUAAAUCCUGAAUACUUAGUAGGAGACCCAGGGUAUUCUGGUAUUCCUGGAGCUAAAGGUGAAAAAGGUAGUACAGGUUCUGUAGGAGAACCCGGUGAUACCAGUGAAUUUAUAAGCGAUAAUAAAGGAGAAAAAGGCCUUAAAGGCAUAAUUGGUGAUGAAGGUCUACAUGGACUUCAAGGACCGAAAGGAGUAGAAGGAGACCAAGGUUUUGUUGGAUUUCCCGGUCCAGCCGGUCCUCCUGGUAUAGUUACUGAAGGUCCUCCAGGGUUAAAAGGAUAUCCUGGAGCUAUGGGUGAUCAAGGUUUAAAAGGAGAAGACGGUAUUCCAGGAAAACCAGGUCCACCAGGAUUACCAGGUCCACCUAGUCAAAAAGGGGACCGUGGAGAUCCAGGUCAGAGCAUAUUGGUUGGAGAUAUUGGUGACGAUGGUCUUAAAGGAGAAAAAGGUGAACCUGGAGAAGAAGGAAUUACUGGCAAUAAAGGUUAUCCUGGUUUAGAUGGAGAUUAUGGUCUAAAAGGUCAAAAAGGCAGUCCUGGUAUUAUAGGUCCAACCGGAAUUCCGGGUACAAAAGGCGAACGAGGAAUAUCAAUCAGAGGACCUGCUGGAUUACCUGGAGCACCCGGAUUAGCUGGAUUAUCGAUUAGUUUUGGAUCAGUUGGUCCAAAAGGAAUUGACGGCGAACCUGGCUUAAAUGGAACUAAAGGAUUAAAAGGAGAAUGGGGAUUAGUAGGACUCAGAGGAAUAGAUGGUGACCCAGGUCCAGAAGGUAGACCAGGAAGAAGUGGUCAAAUGGGAAAAUUAGGUGACACUGGUUUCACUGGUGAUAUUGGUGACAAUGGAGUUCCAGGAUUAAAAGGUUAUGAAGGAAGACAGGGUAUUUUUGGUCAAAUUGGCGAAAAAGGAAGCCGUGGAGAUUUCGGUUUGCAAGGUGUGCCAGGAUUAAGAGGACAAACAGGUGAUAAGGGACCUACAGGCAACCAAGGGCUUCCUGGAAUUCCUGGUAUAAGGGGAGAUUAUUCAUUUAGUGGUCCGAAAGGUGAAAAUGGUGCCACAGGAAGAGAUGGUGAAAUCGGUUCUACUGGUUAUCGGGGAUUGGACGGCCAAAAAGGUAUGCGUGGUGACAACGGAACAACAGAAAUUGGAUUGCCCGGUGAAAAAGGUUUUAAAGGAGAACCUGGCAUUGAUGGCAAACCUGGACAACCAGGACGAAAGGGUUUAAUGGGAGACUUGGGUAUGGUAGGAGAUAAAGGCAUCAUUGGAGACGAAGGUCCAAAAGGUUACCCAGGAUUAAAAGGACGAUCUGCCAUGCCAGGAAUAAAGGGACUUCCUGGAGCACCUGGUACGCCCGGUAUUCCAGGGAAUAAAGGCCAACGUGGAUUAGAAGGCAUGCCUGGUGAAAUUGCAAAACCAGGUUUACCUGGAGAUAUAGGAUACAGAGGUGCAAUUGGUUUAGAAGGUUUAAAAGGAUUCAAAGGACCUUCUGGAGAUCCCGGUUAUGAAGGUUUCCUUAUUGGAACAAAAGGAGAAGCUGGAGAUCGAGGUCACGUGCAUUUAAGAGGUUCACCAGGUCCACCUGGUUUAAUGGGACUACAAGGAAUUAAAGGACCUAAAGGUGUAAGAGGUGACGAUGGAACUCCUGGACUCGUUGGACUUACAGGAAUAUAUGGAAUUAAAGGAGAAGAAGGUGACACUGGUCCUGAAGGUCUGCCAGGUGUUCCUGGCUUCAACCCAGAACAUGGUGAAAAAGGAAGAAGUGGCAUAGACGGAGUUCCUGGAAGGCCUGGUAUAGAUGGACCAAAAGGAGCACCUGGAGAAUAUGGAGAUGAUGGGGAAAAUGGAUAUGCUGGGCCACGUGGAUUAAGUCCGAAAGGAGAAAAGGGAAAAUCUGGUCUUAGAGGUGAAUCUGUCCAAGGCGAACCAGGAGCUAAUGGUGCUCCAGGAAUUGAUGGACAACCCGGUAGACCUGGAUUAAAAGGUCUGAAAGGUGAACCCGGUAUUGCAAAAUAUAGCCAAAAAGGAGAACAGGGCGAGUUUGGUCCAGCUGGAUUACUUGGGUUACAGGGUGAAAAAGGUGAAAUUGGAGAAGCUGGAUUUGAAGGAAUGCCAGGUCUUCCUGGUUUAAAGGGAAUACAAGGUAUGCAAGGACAACCUGGAAAUACAGGAUUUAUGGGAAUACCUGGAAUUAAAGGCAGAAAAGGAGAAUACGGCGAAUCGUUGUAUUAUAACGAGACUCAACUUAGAGGACAACCCGGUGAUGAUGGACCUCCGGGAUUACAAGGGUUACGAGGACUACCUGGUGAUGCUGGAUUCUAUGGACGUAAUGGCUUACAAGGAGAACGUGGUGAAGCUGGUUUCCCUGGCUUAGCUGGAAAUAAAGGUCUAAAAGGUCCCAAAGGACAAAUGGGAAGACAAGGACUUCAAGGAAAAUAUGGUCCGAGAGGAUAUUCUGGUCGUCCUGGAUUGCCUGGUAUUGAUGCUCUGCCAACGAAACGACCGCCACACCAAGGAAACUUCUUCACAUAUCAUUCCCAAACGGACAUUAUUCCAGAGUGUCCAAAGAACACAGUUCAACUUUGGUCGGGUUAUUCGCUUUUACAUUUUAUGGGAAACGCCAAAGCACAUGGGCAAGACUUAGGUGCACCGGGUAGUUGUUUGAGAAAAUUCAAUACUAUGCCAUUCUUAUUCUGUGAUGUAAACGAAGUAUGUAAUUACGGUAGUAGGAACGAUUACAGUUAUUGGCUAAGCACUCCUGAACCAAUGCCUUUGAUGAUGACACCAAUUCUAGGUUCCGAUAUUUCUAAAUUCAUAUCAAGAUGUUCUGUGUGUGAAGCUCCAACAAAAGUAAUUGCAGUGCACAGUCAAUCGAUGUCCAUACCUGAAUGUCCAAAUGGUUGGAGUGAGUUGUGGAUUGGAUACAGUUUUAUCAUGCACACCGAUUCCGGUGCUGAUGGUGGUGGCCAAUCGUUGGUCAGCCCGGGGUCUUGCUUGGAAGAGUUUAGACCAAGACCGUUUAUUGAGUGCCACGGAAUAGGACGUUGUAACUUCUACACCACUGCUUAUUCGUAUUGGUUGUCUACAAUCGAAGAUCGUGAUAUGUUCAGGAAGCCCCGGCCCCAGACACUCAAACAAAAUACGUUGCAAACGCGUAUCAGCAGGUGUUCGGUGUGUCUGAGAAACCGAUACUGAACUAUCAGUCAGUUUUUAAGAAGCAAUAUUCACUUUUUUCUUUUUUUCAUUAUUAAUUAUUUCUUUAUACGAAUAUUCUAAUACUUAUAAUAUUAUAUUAAACAUAAAAUCGAUGUGUUCUGUUAGGCAACAAGUCAUUAGUAUUUAUAUUUUUUGAAUUAUAUAUUAUAUAUAUAUAUUUUUAAUAUUAUUCGUAUUUAUACCAUUGUGAUUUACAAAAUGUAUUUCGAAACAAUUUAC
This is a messenger RNA of Rhopalosiphum maidis (corn leaf aphid), 5990 nucleotides long. RefSeq names its product collagen alpha-5(IV) chain-like. Gene Ontology annotation, cellular component: collagen trimer. The record is from RefSeq and is a predicted model, not a curated record. Gene Ontology annotation, molecular function: extracellular matrix structural constituent. NCBI's taxonomy places the organism in Eukaryota, Metazoa, Arthropoda, Insecta, Hemiptera, Aphididae.